Tauraco erythrolophus (red-crested turaco) is the source of this 812-nucleotide messenger RNA. Lineage: Eukaryota; Metazoa; Chordata; Aves; Musophagiformes; Musophagidae. The record is from RefSeq and is a predicted model, not a curated record.
AGUGAGUGAAAAAGUAGGAGGUGCUGAAGGAACCAAGCUAGAUGAUGACUUCAAGGAAAUGGAAAGGAAAGUGGAUGUCACCAGCAGGGCAGUUAUGGAAAUAAUGGCAAAGACAAUAGAGUAUCUUCAGCCUAAUCCAGCUUCCAGGGCUAAACUCAGCAUGAUCAACACUAUGUCAAAAAUUCGAGGCCAGGAAAAGGGACCAGGUUACCCUCAGGCUGAAGCCUUGCUGGCAGAUGCGAUGUUGAAAUUUGGCCGAGAACUUGGAGAAGAAUGCAACUUCGGACCAGCGCUUGCAGAUGUGGGAGAAGCUAUGAAGGAGCUUUCUGAGGUCAAGGACUCUUUAGACAUGGAAGUGAAACAAAACUUCAUUGACCCACUUCAGAAUCUCCAUGACAAAGAUCUGAGAGAAAUACAGCAUCACCUAAAGAAAAUGGAGGGUCGACGCCUGGAUUUUGAUUACAAAAAGAAAAGACAGGGCAAGCUCCCUGAUGAAGAACUUCGCCAAGCUCUGGAGAAAUUUGAUGAAUCAAAAGAGAUUGCAGAGUCAAGCAUGUUCAACCUUCUGGAGAUGGAUAUUGAACAAGUGAGCCAGCUUUCUGCUCUUGUGCAAGCCCAGCUGGAGUACCACAAGCAGGCCACACAGAUCCUGCAGCGAGUUACUUCUAAGCUGGAAGAUAGAAUAAAAGAGGCAUCAUCUCAGCCCAGGAGAGAAUACCAGCCCAAACCCCGCAUGAGCCUGGAUUUCACAACUGGUGACAAUACUCAGCACAAUGGAGGAAUAUCCCAUGCCACCACACCCAAACCAUCAG